This is a messenger RNA of Podospora bellae-mahoneyi, 4184 nucleotides long. It is a transcript of the gene ATG1, whose product is annotated as Serine/threonine-protein kinase. Gene Ontology annotation, cellular component: cytosol; phagophore assembly site membrane; cytoplasm. The transcript is spliced from 3 exons. Gene Ontology annotation, molecular function: protein serine/threonine kinase activity; ATP binding. Gene Ontology annotation, biological process: piecemeal microautophagy of the nucleus; protein autophosphorylation; peptidyl-serine phosphorylation. The record is from RefSeq and is a predicted model, not a curated record. NCBI's taxonomy places the organism in Eukaryota, Fungi, Ascomycota, Sordariomycetes, Sordariales, Podosporaceae. Bases 1065 to 3890 code for a protein of 941 amino acids.
CGCUGCAGCACCCCCAGCAACAGAAGAGGCCUGGCUCCAUCUGCUGUGUCCGUAUCGUCGUCACCCUCUCGUUCAUUCACAGGUCUCUCCCAGGUUCCUGCCCUUUUUCUGCUGUUUCUCCCAACACCGCCCGCUUUCAUCUUCCCUCCUCCCUUUGUGCCCUCGCCCUCUGCGCUCUGUACUCUAGUCCGCCCCUUCUAUUGUUGCGAAACCUGGGGAAAUCGAGCUCUGGAUCCUGCAAUCGAUCGAGUCUGAGUCAUUCAGUUGACUUUGGACGUCAGCGUGCCGCGGUGGAGCUAGCUUCCCCCAGCCUGACCCUACUGAUAGCGAUAAACUCCCAGGCGCAGUAGUAGUAGCCUAUCCCCGAUCUACCAUCACCAUUCACCACUGCUCUUCCUCCGUGCCACUCCUCCAGUCUCUCUCUCUCUCUCUCACUCUCUCGGUCUCUCCUCACCGUCGCAACCGUCGGACCGCUGUUACCCCAGACUAGAAAGCCUGGGACCACCGCCGCUAACCACCAACUCUGCUGUGUCCGUCGACCGAGCCGGCUCCUCGCUUUCAACAAGUAGCUGCUGUAAUCAGUCACCCACUCUAUCCGCCACCCUUCCUGUCGGGGCACCCAUCACCCAUCAACCUUUGCAUCACCAACAAGCUUUCAAGACACCCAGUAUAGUGGCUGUUGCGUCCCCGCGUGUCUCUUCGUACCCACAAAAGAAACUCUGCCCAUUCUCUCCUCCCUCAGCUUUUGGAGCCGCUUCCACUUUCCUACACCACCCGACCUAUCGGAGAUCUACCUUUCGGUCUCUCUCGUCCUCCAGUCCCGCGCUGUCCUAUAGGCAACACUACCCUUGGCUUCUGCCUCACCCUGCCCCUCUUUCACCUUCGAGCGCCGUGCAUAUCAGCUUUGUCACCCUUGGCCACAUCCAUAGCUGUCAACCGCGACCCACGAAGUAUACAUGUCGAUCGAGCCUCCCGCCCACGUCUUUCGCAUAGCAUAGGCCCUCGGGCUCUCUUUUUCUUUUCAAGCCAGCUCCCCCCGUGCUUGCCAACAUCAGCAGGUAGCCAUGGCCGACAGACAGUUAUCGUCCACCUCGUCGUCGAGGCGGCAAAAACAGCCAACCGAUGGUGCCGUCGGGCAGUUCGUCAUCGACAAGGAGAUUGGAAAGGGCAGCUUCGCCCAGGUCUACUCUGGCCGGCACAAGGUCACGGGCGCCCUGGUCGCCAUCAAGUCCGUAGAGCUCAGUCGCUUGAACAAGAAACUAAAGGAAAACCUGUACGGCGAAAUCAAGAUCCUCAAGACGUUGCGCCACCCACAUAUCGUUGCCCUUCAUGACUGUGUCGAGUCGGCCACGCACAUCAACUUGAUUAUGGAAUACUGCGAGCUUGGUGAUCUUUCGUUAUUUAUUAAGAAGCGGGAGAAGCUGAUCACACACUCGGCUACCCGUGAUAUUGCCCGCAGGUAUCCCAUUGAGCACAACCAGGGUUUGCACGAGGUUAUCACCCGCCAUUUCCUCAAGCAGCUCGCAAGUGCGCUCAAGUUUUUGAGGGAAGGAAACUUUGUUCACCGAGAUGUCAAACCACAGAACCUGCUGCUGCUGCCGUCGCCGUUCUUUCGGGAAACUCACCAAUCGGCCAAGCAAAUCUUGAGUGCUAGUUACGACUCGCUGAUGCCAGCAGCAGGACUUCCGUCGCUGCCUAUGCUCAAGCUUGCCGACUUUGGCUUUGCUCGCGUGUUGCCCUCGACGUCACUCGCUGAGACGCUGUGUGGGUCACCGCUCUACAUGGCCCCUGAGAUUCUCCGGUAUGAACGGUACGAUGCCAAAGCGGAUCUGUGGUCGGUGGGCACCGUUCUGUACGAGAUGGCGACAGGGAGACCUCCCUUUAGGGCCGGGAAUCAUGUGGAGCUGCUUAGGAAGAUAGAAGCUGCUGAGGACCAGGUCAAGUUUCCUCGCGAGAGCGUGGUGAGUCCGGAGUUGAAGAGCCUCGUCCGAGCUCUCCUGAAGCGGAAUCCCGUGGAACGGAUCAGCUUCGCCGACUUUUUCAACCACACCGUCAUCACAGGGCCAAUCCCCAAUCUCCACGAGGAUGACCUCCCGAAGCCGGAACCACAGCAGGUGAAGGAGACAGUGCGGCCCGAAGGGUCACUGUCUCUAUCACGUCGGGAUUCCCAGCGUGGCAAAGUGGCCACAGGCGUUCUGUCCUCCCCCAGGCCUCGGCCAGCAUCGCCACUGGCGACACCAAUCGAGAAACCGAACCCACUGGAACAAGUGCCAGGUCCUCGUGCUGGCUUGAGCUACUCGCCUGCUGGAGAUGGGUUGGGAAUUACCCGCCGGCCAGCUGUUCAGCCAUCUACUUCAGCGCCAGCCCGCCCCGUCAUGUACGUGGACCGCUCUCGAGCAAACUCGACAGCCUCGCAGAGACCACCACGAGAAUCCAUCGUGCCGGAUCCUUCACAAACCCUUGCAUCGCAACCUCGACCAAAGAGCAGGCUGACCAAGCCCCUGACAGAGGAGGAGAAGGCUGCUCAGGAUGUUGCUUUGGAGCGUGACUACAUCUUCAUCGACAAGAAGGGCGUGGAGGUCAAUGCACUGGCUGACCAAAUCUCCAUGUACCCGCAAUCGGUCCCCAAGUCGGGUCAGAUUGUUCGGCGCGCUACCCAGCAAGGGCACCCAACAUCAACGACUGGUGCUGUUUCCGCCCGCAACAACCACCUUCGACAAGGGUCAUAUGACAAGCCACUCUCUAGCAGCCCCGGCUCGACAACUUCUGCCAUCUCCAAGGCAAUUCAGGACGCCAGUCUUCGGCUUUUUGGGUUCAACGUGGCGCCUCAUCUGCUCAGCAAGGGCCAGUCUCCGCCCCAGAUCUACAGCCCUUUCCCGGCAUAUCCGACGCCCUCUGCACCGGCCGGGAUGAUCUCGGAUGGGAAGCACACCACGCCGGUGGACGAGGAUUCCCGCGUGGCCCAGUGCAUUGAGGAUUGGGCCACCCGAAGCGAUGUGGUCUAUGGCUUUGCCGAGGUCAAGUACAAGCAACUUGUUCCAUUGGCCCCUUCCAUGGAUUAUGGCCUCGGUGGCGUUCCUGCCGACAAGAUGGAGGAAGAAGAUGGCCUCACCCUCGAGGCAACAGUCUCUCUAUCAGAAGAGGCCCUGGUAUUGUACGUCAAGGCGCUGUCUCUUCUUGCCAAAUCCAUGGACAUUGCUAGCCUAUGGUGGACACGCAAGAGCAGGUCGGACAACAGCAACAGCAUCCACUCAGCCGCUCGCGACUCGGUUAACAGCCAGGCGUUGGCACUGAAGAUCAAUAGGGUGGUCCAGUGGAUCCGGUCCCGGUUCAACGAGGUCUUGGAGAAGGCUGAGAUUGUGCGGUUAAAACUCAUUGAGGCUCAAAAGCAGCUUCCCGAAGAUCACCCCAGCCACCCCAGCAAUCAUCAAACCGAGGUUGGCUCGGUGACGGGUGCCGAAGGAGUCAUCCUUUCGCCAGGUAUCAGCGCCGAGAAGCUCAUGUACGACCGCGCCGUUGAGAUGAGUAGAACUGCAGCCAUCAAUGAGAUUGCGAGCGAAGACCUCCCCGGCUGCGAGAUAUUCUAUUCGACUGCGAUUCGCAUGCUCGAGGCUGUCUUGGAUAGCGAUGACGACCAUCUUCCUAAGCGCAGGAUAUCAACCUCGUCUAGGGACGAAAAGGCUGAAGCUGCUGUCCGCGAGGACACCUCCGAGAUGAGCAGCGAGGACAAGCAGUCUAUUCAGAAGAUGAUCCAGAUGGUUAAAGCACGUCUCGCAAACCUCCAGAAGAAGAUGCUUGCCAUCUCUCGAGCUCAACAGCAGCAGCAACAGGACAUAAUUUCUGUCAGACGUCGUAGCGGCGAGCUAGCACCACGCAGUGUCCCGGUCUGAACGUCUAACGAUCCCAAAGCUGACGAUUAACGAACAAACGACACCUAUACAGGCUGCUACGACACACUUGAGCCCCGCGGCUAACGGUCUUGCCGGCCGUUUCAGGGCCUCGAAGGCCUGACGAUCGCUUCGGGGACUAUUUUCCUUGUGCAAAUUCGUGUUUAUGGUUUGGCACAUCAUACAUUAUACCGGAGUUUGACCGCUGAUUAUUUCUUCGAUAUUUAUACUUUUUUUCCAGUGGGCAUAUAUGGCGCGGUUAGCAUGGCUGUUCGUUCUUGAUGAAGCCGGAAUCAA